AUGCGGUUAUCAUUUGCACCAAUGAUGUCACCUCAAAAGUUAGAUGGAAAAAAUUAUGACCAAAAGAAAGAUGGAAAAUCUGUUUGCGUUCAGAAAGCUUCUUCUGGUGGUGCUUAUACAGGUGCCGAAGACUGUUUGUAUUUGAAUAUUUACACACCAAGUUUGAAACGUGAAAAUCUUGGAUAUCCAGUUAUGGUAUGGAUACAUGGUGGAAAAUUCAAUUCUGGUUCCGGAAACAUAGAUCCAAGUGACUUGGUCCAUGAACAAGUCAUUGUGGUAUCAAUUAACUAUCGAUUGGGUGUUUUUGGAUUCCUGAGCUUGCAAAGUGAAGAAAUUCCAGGAAAUGCGGGCCUUAAAGAUCAGAUGAUGGCUUUAAAUUGGAUUCUGGAAAACAUAGAAAAGUUUGGAGGAAACAAAUAUUCAAUAACAUUAUUUGGUACUGAUGCUGGUGCUGCUAGUAUACAUUAUUUAUUAUUGCAUAGAGGAGCUAGGUAUAAUUUUGAUAAAGCAAUAAUGCAGAGCGGAUCUGCAUUUAAUCCAUGGGGUCUGCAGAACAAGGUUUUUGAGCAUGCUAAAUUAUUCUUAACUAAUUUGGGUCUUUAUCCCAAAAACCAAAAUGAACCAAGUAAACCAAAAGAAGAAGUGCGAUCAAAAAAUUACGAUUUCAAAAGUUUCGACACAAGAAAAAUAUUUGAUGCUGCCGAGAAAGUACUCUCCUCUGAUAAUAAACUGCAGCAAAUUGAUCCUAUUUUUGCUCCAGUUAUAGAACUAAAUACUUCCAAAGAUGCUAUAAUUAACAAAACAACUGACGAAGCAAUGGAUUAUUUACAAAUUAAUAUGAUAAAGUGGCGUCCCAUUAUAUUGGGAUUUAACGAUGCUGAAGGAAUUAAAAUACUAAAUUAUGUACAAAAUAUUGAUUCUAAUUGGAUGGAAAACCAUAAUCUAGAUCAAUAUUUACCAAGACAAGUUGUUUAUACUAAAAACCAUACCGUAGAUGGUAAAACAAUCAAUGCAGCAUUGGCUGAAGAAUAUAAAUUAGAUCAGAAUGAUACCUAUCAAGAACAUUUUGUUAAAAUGAUGGGUGAUGCUUGGUAUACUUUUGGAAUUUACAAAACAGCAGAAAAAAUGAUUAACUUAAGAGACAGUUUUAAUACUUAUGUAUAUAGAUUUUCUAUAAGCGAUAGCAAAUUGAAAAAUAAAUUGUGCGAGGAAAGUAAAAAAAUUACUGGAGCUAAUCAUGGGGACGAGGUGAAAUAUAUAUUUAAUAGUAAUGAAAUUACAGGCUCGAAUAAAGAGAAACAUAAAAAAAUUGUUGAACUUUGGACUAAUUUUGCAAAGUAUAAAAAUCCCACUACAUCAAGCCAUUGGUAUCAAAUAGGAAACUUGGAUGGGUUGUGGAAAACUUUCAACGAGAAGAAAGAAUAUUUUGAUCUCAAUGAUUUUAAAAUGCGUGAUUUUAGUGCGUCUGAGUUUGGAAGAAUGAAAAAGUGGAAACAAGUUUAUCAGGCUGUCAAUAUACGACUCGAAAAUAAAAAAUCAAAGAAAUCGUAUCAAUAA
Molecule: messenger RNA, 1557 nt
Organism: Ctenocephalides felis (cat flea)
Lineage: Eukaryota; Metazoa; Arthropoda; Insecta; Siphonaptera; Pulicidae
Product: cholinesterase 2-like
Exons: 6
Coding region: 1-1557 (518 amino acids)
Source: RefSeq, a predicted model, not a curated record